Penicillium brevicompactum is the source of this 1344-nucleotide messenger RNA. RefSeq names its product putative extracellular rhamnogalacturonase (gene rhgB). Gene Ontology annotation, biological process: carbohydrate metabolic process. Gene Ontology annotation, molecular function: polygalacturonase activity. The transcript is spliced from 4 exons. Bases 1 to 1344 code for a protein of 447 amino acids. The record is from RefSeq and is a predicted model, not a curated record. Lineage: Eukaryota; Fungi; Ascomycota; Eurotiomycetes; Eurotiales; Aspergillaceae.
AUGUACUUCUCUUCCGCAAUUGCAGUCGGCCUGGCGCCAUUGCUUGCGAGUGCCUAUCUCAGCGGGUCUGUGGGGCCUACAACCUCCGUCUCUGCGAAAUCCAACACCAAGAUUUGCAACGUCUUGGAUUAUGGUGCUAAGGCCGACAAAUCGACUGAUGUCGGUGCGGCUAUCAGCUCUGCCUGGGAUGACUGCAAGGACGGCGGUGUCGUCUACAUUCCUUCCGGUGACUACGCCUUUGAGACUUGGGUGAAGCUGUCAGGUGGCAGCAGCUGUGCUAUCCAGUUGGAUGGUAUUCUUUACCGAACCGGUACCGAUGGCGGAAACAUGAUCAUGGUCGAGCACACCAAGGACUUUGAGAUGUUCAGUUCCACCUCCAAGGGUGCAGUGCAAGGAUAUGGUUAUGAAUACCACAAGGAGGGAUCUAGCAGCGGAGCUCGGAUUCUGAGACUGUACGAUGUGACUGAUUUCUCGGUUCACGAUCUUGCUCUUGUGGAUGCGCCCGUUUUCCAUUUCUCCCUGGAUACCUGUGAGAAUGGUGAGGUGUACAACCUUGCUAUCCGUGGUGGUGAUAAGGGUGGUUUGGACGGUAUUGAUGUUUGGUCCACUAACAUUUGGAUUCACGAUGUCGAGGUCACCAACAAGGACGAAUGUGUUACUGUCAAGAGUCCCGCCAAGAACAUUCUAGUCGAAAACAUCUACUGCAACUGGAGUGGUGGCUGUGCCAUGGGCUCCCUUGGCUCCGAUGUUGAUGUUAGCGACAUCACCUACCGCAACAUCUACACCUGGAAUUCGAACCAGAUGUACAUGAUCAAGAGCAACGGAGGCAGCGGCAAUGUCGAGAAUGUCCUUCUCGAGAACUUCAUUGGCCACGGCAACGCUUACUCCCUCGAUAUCGAUGGUGCCUGGAGCAGCAUGAGCGAAGUCUCCGGCAACGGCGUCCAGCUCACCAACGUGACCGCCAAAAACUGGAAGGGAACCGAGGCAAACGGCGCCCAGCGCGGUCCCAUCAAGGUGAAGUGCGCCAGCGGCGCGCCUUGCACCGAUAUGACCAUUGAAGAUUUCGCCAUGUGGACCGAGUCCGGCUCUUACCAAUGGUACACCUGCGAGAGCGCCUACGGCUCUGGCGCAUGUCUUAAGGAUGGUGAUGACUACACUUCCUACACCACCACUCAGACCGUCAAGUCUGCGCCUUCCGGAUACUCUGCUGCUACCAUGGCUUCUGACCUGGCCACUGCCUUCGGUACUGCGUCGGAAAUUCCCAUUCCUACCAUCCCGACUUCGUUCUACCCUGGCGCUACUCCUGCUUCCGCGCUUGCUGGAGCGCAGGCUACGUCAUCUUAG